This is a messenger RNA of Solanum pennellii, 1177 nucleotides long. RefSeq lists its product as uncharacterized. The record is from RefSeq and is a predicted model, not a curated record. The transcript has a single exon. The coding region runs from base 77 to 979 and encodes 300 amino acids. NCBI's taxonomy places the organism in Eukaryota, Viridiplantae, Streptophyta, Magnoliopsida, Solanales, Solanaceae.
AGUUGUUGUAUCUCAAUUUUCAUCUUCUUCUUCAUCAAUCUUUAAUUUGUUGUUCGUAAUCAUUCACCCUCCAUUAAUGUCUUCUUCUACAGAAAAUCGUAGCUCGCUAUGGAGAGACAUCCUAAUAUCAUCCAACCUCGUAACCAAACCUAACUCAGGACAUUUUCGCGCCCUUUCUAUCCUCUUCCUUUGCCCUAUCCUUUUCACUCUCAUCGUAUAUCCUUCUUUCCACCUCUCCCUCUUUCACCCCGAUUACGAUUUCACCAUUUCCACUCAACUUUCCCUCUCCAAUUUUGAAAUUAUCGCACUCAUAAUAUGCACUCUGUUUUUAGUCCUGUUUUACCUCUGUACCGUAGCCACAUUUACAUACAGCACCAUUCAAGCAUCUUAUGGUAGACCGAUCAACGUUGUUUCGUCUAUUAAAUCUAUCAGAAAUUCGUUUUUCCCUCUUCUCUCCACUUUUGUUAUUUCUCAUACUAUUCUCAUUUCAAUCACACUCAUUUUCGCAUUAGUCUUAUCCCGACUAAUUGAACUCAAAUACUAUCUGAUCAAUCACUUGAUUAUUUUUGCGAUAAUUGUACUCGUACCAAUUCUGAUUUGGCUACAGGUAAACUGGUCAUUAGCUUAUGUAGUAGCAGUGGUUGAAUCAAAAAAGGGUUACGAGUCACUAAGAAGAAGCGCGUAUUUAGUGAAGGGGAUGGGAUCAAUAGCUUUAUCGAUGGUGCUAUUUUACGGGCUUGUGAUGGGAUGUUCAUUGGGUGGUUGUUCCAUGUAUUUAGUCGCCAUGGGUACAGCAAAGGGCGAACAAUGGAGGUUCUUAAAGGUCAUAUUGUUGCAGAUAUUUCAAAGUUCUGCAGUCGGAUAUAUGAUGAUGAAUCAAUAUCUUAUUGGAAAAGCUGUGUUGUAUACGUAUUGCGACGACUUGAAGAUGGGAGACGAUGAAUUUGUCAAUGAAUACGUAUCUCUUAACAUGGUGUGAUAUUUUUCGCAAACAUCUUUUGAAACUAUGGCCCUUUGCCUCCACAAUAGAAUCUCCAAUUAUAUCAAAGGGGUUCAAUAGUUUCGAUAUAUUGUAGCAAAAAGUAUUCAUUUUACCCUAUUUAUAUUAGUUUAUAUUGUGAAGAUAGGCUCAUCAAGAUUUUUCUUGUAAAUCUUUUCGCAAUAAUUUCUAGAAGUA